AUUUGAACACGCAUGUCACUACAGUAUGGGAUCCCUUCCUGUGAUUUUGCCCCUGUACGCAGUGCAACUCAUAUAUUAUACUGUCAACUUGAAAAGUGAAUAUGUCACUCAGUCCCCAUUGAUCCUUUCGGCUUCGAGUUCAGCCAUGAAUGACGAGAAACUAACUCUCAUUGUGGGGACGCAGUCUGAGGAUGUUUUUCCAGGGUAUAGGGACUUGACAAUACAAGCUCCCACAAAGACGCGAGGCGGGGGGUGGCGGGAGGGGGCGCGUGUAGGUGGGACCCUGGGAAGGCACAGGGCCAAUCAAAAACGAGCACCGCAGGACUCGAACCUGCAACCUUUUGGUGUACGAAUGAGGCAUCGAAGCCAAACACGCUAGCCAUUGCGCCAGGCACCCAUGCAAUUAGGUCGGAUCGUCAAUCCAUCGAGGCUAGGACCUCAUGCCCUGUGGAUUUAGUCGACCCCCUUCGUUAGCCUAGUCUUCCAGGAUGUGGGAAUCGAGUGCGUUUCCUUCAUCAUCGUUUCUGCAGUUUCUGAUCAGGUCGAGAACUAUACUGCUAGCGAUAUGGAAACCGGCAGCUUUGGAUUCCGGAUGCCGGUGUCGAAUAGAUGCAAGGAUGUCCCUGCGUGCGAAAGGGGAAGCAUGAGUAAGAAGGCACGAGAGACAGAUCUGCACGGCAGAUGUGGCAACCUGUGGCAGCUGCACUUCCAUCCGCGGGCCUGAAUCACCAAUUGCUAUCAUAGCGUUUAACCGCCGUUGCACUCUCACAGACGUCGAGACGAUGAUCUCCAGGGAUGGUGCGCAUGUGUCGUCUGCUGAUCGGUUUCCGGGGUGCAUACUUGAGGAGGUUGCACCGGCAUGCAUCUCCUCAAUCCCAAGGCACCCCCAAGGCACCCAUGAAGCGAGUCCUGUCCCUCCUCGUCCCCAGCGCAGCGCUCUGCUGGACGGCUGCCGUAGCCGCGAUAGUCAAGCCGCAGGUGCUCAUCGUCAAUAUGUUUAUCAAUGAGGCCCAGGCAUGGUACGGGAUCCCGGACUUCAAUGUGCUCGCCAGGAACAUCACCGUCCCGGGCCUCUCCCCUCUCUUCCCGCAGGUCCACUGCACUCAGGACGGGCGCAUCUGCCAGCUCGUUACCGGGGAGGGCGAAAUCAACGCUGCCAGCUCUAUCAGCACCCUCGUAAACUCCCCGGCAGCAUUCGAUCUCACGUCAACGUACUUCCUCAUCUCCGGAAUCGCAGGCAUCAACCCGAAAGUAGCCACGAUCGGGUCUGUAACUCUCGCGCGGUACGCGGUCCACGUCGGGCUCCAAUUCGAGGUCGACGCACGCCAGAUCCCGGGGUCGUUCUCGACGGGGUACUUCGGCCAGGGGACGACCGCGCCGGGGCAGUACCCGACGAUCCUCUACGGCACGGAGGUCUUCGAGCUGAACGAGCCCCUGCGGCAGCUCGCGUUCGCCGCCGCCAAGUCCGCGAACCUGACUGACAGCGCGGACUCGCAAGCGAUGCGGGCGGCGUACGCCAAGUCCGCGCCGGCCUUCGCAGCGAUCAACUCCGCCGGGCCCCGGGUCGUGCUGUGCGACACCGCGACGGCGGACGCAUUCUGGGGCGGAAACCUCCUCGGCGACGCGUUCGCGAACACCACGGCGGUGUGGACGAACGGGACGGGCGUGUACUGCUCCACGCAGCAGGAGGACAACGCCACGCUCAACUCGCUCCUCCGCGGCUCCCUCGCCGGCCUCGUCGACUUCUCGCGCAUCAUCGUGCUACGCGCCGCGUCGGACUUCGACCGCCCGCUGGCCGGUGGGGAUAGCGUCGCCACACUGCUCGGCCCCGCGCCUGCGUUCGUGCUGAGUACCGUGAACGCCAGACUCGUGGGUGUGAAGGUCAUCGCGAUGAUUCUGAAUGGGUGGAAGGGGAGGUUCCAGACGGGUGUCAAGGCCACAAACUACGUCGGCGAUAUCUUCGGGUCUUUGGGUGGAAAGCCGGACUUUGGGCCGGGAAGCAUCUUUGGAGGCAAAGUGGCUCCCUGAGCGUCAAAAGCUGGUGCCAGUCGACAGCAAAGCGUCUGGGUGGCUGUGUCGGAUGUCUCCCGUGGCUGAUUUAUUGGAUUUCCUUUUCAUUUUUAUGUGUAUAUAUAUAAGGUUAUAUAUAAAUCUAACCAUAUGUCACUCACUUGGAAUAUUUUGG
Molecule: messenger RNA, 2185 nt
Organism: Mycena citricolor
Lineage: Eukaryota; Fungi; Basidiomycota; Agaricomycetes; Agaricales; Mycenaceae
Source: the annotation of a GenBank genome assembly